AUGCACAUCUUAAAGCUGCCAGCUGCUCUCCUCAUCCUCUCUGUGGCACUAAACCACUUGAAAGCUACACCUGUCAGAAGUGGUACCAAUCACCUGGUGGACAAACGGAAGUGCAACACAGCCACAUGUGCCACACAACGCCUGACAAACUUUUUGGUCCGUUCGAGCAACAACCUUGGUCCUGUCCUUCCACCAACCAACGUGGGAUCGAACACAUACGGCAAGAGGAAUGCAGCAGAGAUUCUGAACAGGGAAUCUUUGGAUUUCUUACUCCUUUAGAGCCAAUGUACUUCUUCAUCUCUUGUUACUUUAUGUGUAA
Peromyscus maniculatus bairdii (prairie deer mouse) is the source of this 319-nucleotide messenger RNA. It is a transcript of the gene Iapp, whose product is annotated as islet amyloid polypeptide. Gene Ontology annotation, molecular function: hormone activity. NCBI's taxonomy places the organism in Eukaryota, Metazoa, Chordata, Mammalia, Rodentia, Cricetidae. The record is from RefSeq and is a predicted model, not a curated record. Gene Ontology annotation, cellular component: extracellular region.